AUGGAGUCUCCUGUCGAUGAAGAGCUCAUACACCUUCGAGAAGCAGAAGAUGAAGAUAACAUAAAGCUGAAACAUGCAGACAGUGAUAGUGUGAAUAGUAUUCCCCCACCUCCACUUGUGACUGGCAUGGUGGUGCCUGUAGCUAGCCAGGAAUCAUGUGAUAUCUCAGAAACAGAGAAGAUGAAGCUUACUCAAGAGGUACAAGAUGGUCAAGAACAAAAUUGGCAGCAAGAGAAGACAGAACAUGCAGUGGGUCAACAUGCCAAUUGCUGUGAUAAACUUUUGAAAUGCCUGGGCUCCAUUCCUUGUCCUUCGCUGCUGUCAUGGAUAAUGUUGCUUCUGGGUAUUAGUACUCUAACAGGAAGUCUUCUUGUUGGCGUUUGGAGAACACGUGCUCUGCUCAAAGAUGAUUCUCUAUUGUGGUUCAUGGAAUACACAAUCAUUGGUGUGGUAGUUAGCAUGUUUGUUAUUGGCACCUUGCUGUUAACUGCUGGCCAUUUGUCAUCUGAGCCUACUAGUCGACGAGUGUUCAGCUCAUUAACCAAGAACCGUUGUGCACAAGGUCUCAACAUAUUUGCGCUGGUGAUUACAUACUUCUUAGCUGUAUGCUGGGUGUUGAUAAUUGCUAUUCUGACGACGCCACUGGUCCUGAUCGUCAACAUUAUCAUCGUCAAUCCUGACACGCUGGAUCUAAAAAAUUAUGCCAAGAUAACUAUUUUUAAUGGUGAUGGUGCUUGGAGUAAAAUUAUUCUCAACAUGAUUGUUAUAAUUUUACCUUUACCAUGGAUGUGGCUGACUGUAUUUGUUUCCCCCCAACAGAUUUGCUUUAUUGUAUGCAUCUCAGCCAACAUCACACACCUCAAGGACAACCGAUUUUCCACACUGAAUGCAUACGAAGAAGAGGAGGUUCGAAAUUCAAAGCAUUCGAUGCUUGACACUGAUAUGUGA
Candidula unifasciata is the source of this 948-nucleotide messenger RNA. NCBI's taxonomy places the organism in Eukaryota, Metazoa, Mollusca, Gastropoda, Stylommatophora, Geomitridae. The record is from the annotation of a GenBank genome assembly.